AUGAGCUGGAGAGGGUGGAAGACAGGUGCUAGGGUAGGCAUGGGGCGGUAUGUCAAGGACAACUUGAAUGUGGUUUCUUUGUGGAAGAGGAAACUGAAGAUCCAAAGGGGUUUCGAGAAGGUGAAGGUUACAAGUUUGAUAGGACUUACUGUCUCCAAGCAGCUGAGAAAAUUGAGUCCCGAAGAUGGCGCCCGCAUUACCCUCCACGCCGCACACCUCGCACAUGCACUCGGAGACACCGAACGCGCAGGCGUAUGCUACCGUGUCGCCAAAUCCGUAGACGACGAAACCAAUGCAGGAACCGGGUACGUUGGUGCUGCUGCAUGCGCUGGGACUGUGCACUUGAUCGUAGGUAUUAUUCGUCUCGAAUAUGGACUGGUGAAGUAUGGCAAUACCUUCCAUGAUGGGCCAGCAAGAUUCUUUGCAGACGUGACCCAACAAACAUUUGUGACAAAGAAUACGAUAAUCACUUUGCAAACUUUGCUGGGUGACGGAGUGGUGGUUAUUUGCAAUCCGUUUGGUAUUUGUAUGGUCUAUGUGCAAGCACCGACUACCAAUGCCAAAAACGUCUUCGGCAACCAGACUGGACAUUGGAUCACGGUGUUCCUUUCCUUGACGCUUGCAACUAAUUUGCUCAGUUCAGGACUGUUGGCAUAUCACAUCUGGACGAUCGAACGCAAUGUCUCUGGGACUUACGCUACGAAUAAUGACAUGCCUAUAUUGCAGAUCAUUCCCAUCAUCUCGAUUGCCUUCUACAUGGUGUUUAUCUGUGUCGCAAUCAGCAAGAAGAUCCACGAAUGCCUCUCGGCUACUCUUUGUUGA
Messenger RNA from Suillus discolor, 822 nucleotides. RefSeq lists its product as uncharacterized. Bases 1 to 822 code for a protein of 273 amino acids. The record is from RefSeq and is a predicted model, not a curated record. NCBI's taxonomy places the organism in Eukaryota, Fungi, Basidiomycota, Agaricomycetes, Boletales, Suillaceae. The transcript has 8 exons.